GUCACCCGGGCCACCCUCGGGGGCCUCUUGAUUUGGGGCAAAAACCGCCUUUUUUGGGGCGGGAACCUCCCGAUUUGGGGUGAAAAACCUCCCGAUUUUGGGUGGGAACCUUAAUUUUGGGGUGAAACGUCUUGAUUUUGGGUGAAAAACCUCCUGAUUUUGGGUGGAAACCUCUAUAUUUUGGGUGAAACCUCCUGAUUUUGGGUGAAAAACCUCCAUAUUUUGGGUGGAAACCUCCAUAUUUGGGGUGGAAACCUCUUGAUUUUGCGUGAAAAACCUCCAUAUUUUGGGUGGAAACCUCUUGAUUUUGGGUGAAAAACCUCCUGAUUUUGGGUGGAAACCUCCUGAUUUUGGGUGGAAACCUCCAUAUUUUGGGUGGAAACCUCUUGAUUUUGCGUGAAAAACCUCCAUAUUUUGGGUGGAAACCUCUUGAUUUUGGGUGAAAAACCUCCAUAUUUGGGGUGGAAACCUCUUGAUUUUGGGUGAAAAACCUCCAUAUUUUGGGUGGAAACCUCUUGAUUUUGGGUGAAAAACCUCCAUAUUUGGGGUGGAAACCUCUUGAUUUUGGGUGGAAACCUCCAUAUUUGGGGUGGAAACCUCAUUUUUUUGGAGUCAAACCCUCUCGAUUUCGGGUGGAAACCUCUCGAUUUUGGGUGAAAAAUCUCCAUCUUUUGGGUGGAAACCGCUUGAUUUUGGGUGGGAACCUUAAUUUCGGGUUGAAACCUCUCGAUUUGGGGUGAAAACCUCCGUAUCUUGGGGGGAAACCUCCAUAUUUGGGGUGGAAACCUCUCGAUUUUGGGCGAACCCCCCUGAUUUUGGGCGGAAAACGCCACGUUUGGGGUGAAACUCUCCUUUUUUGGGUGGAAACGUCUUCGUUUUGGGGUCGAAACCUCUUCAUUUGGGGUCGAAACCUCUUGAUUUUGGGUGGGGCCUCCGCGUUUUGGGUGGAAAGCUCUUGAUUUGGGGUGCGGACCUCUUUAUUUGAGUGGAAACCUCCUUUUUGGGGGGGUAAAACCUUCAUAUUUUGGGGCGGAAACCUCCCGAUUCGGGGUGAAAAUCCCCACAUUUUGGGUGGGCGCCUCUUUAUUUGAGUGAAAACCUCCCGAUUUUGGGGGGGGGGGAGCUCUUAAUUUUGGGUAUUUCGGGUGGGGACGUCUUUCUUUGGGUGGGGACCUCCUUAUUUUGGGCGGGGAACUCUUGAUUUUGGGUGGAAACCUCCUCGUUUUGGGUGGAAACCUCCUUAUUUUGGAUGAAAACCUUCUUAUUUCCCCCCCCCCGCCAGCGCACCCCAAUAUUUAGGGGGGGAGACCACCAUGGCCACCGCUUUGGGGGACCCCGACGUCCCCUCGUCCCCCCCGAAACGCUUCUUCCGCAAGAGCGUGGAACUGUUGGAAGACGAAGACCGGGCGCCGCCCCGCGAAGAGCUGGAAUUUCGAGGGGAGCUGGAAUUUCGGGGCGACGCCGAGUUUCGGGGGGGUCCUAAAUUUGGGGGGGCCGCCGAGGGGAGGGAGGAGGUGGAAGAAGAAGCCGAGAUGAAGGCGGUGGCCACCUCGCCGGGGGGAAGGUUCCUCAAAUUCGACAUCGAGUUGGGGCGAGGAGCCUUCAAGACGGUCUUCAAGGGCUUCGACACCGAUACCUGGGUGGAGGUGGCUUGGUGCGAGCUGCAGGACCGCAAGCUGACCAAGGUGGAGCAGCAGCGCUUCAAGGAGGAGGCGGAGAUGCUGAAGGGGCUGCAGCACCCCAACAUCGUCCGCUUCUACGACUCCUGGGAGUCCACCCUCAAGGGCAAGAAGUGCAUCGUCCUCGUCACCGAGCUCAUGACCUCGGGCACCCUCAAGACGUAUCUCAAGAGGUUCAAGGUGAUGAAGCCCAAGGUUUUACGGAGCUGGUGCCGUCAGAUUUUGAAGGGGCUCCACUUUCUCCACACCCGGACGCCCCCCAUCAUCCAUCGGGACCUCAAAUGCGACAACAUCUUCAUCACCGGCCCCACCGGCUCCGUCAAAAUCGGCGAUUUGGGUUUGGCCACCCUCAUGAGGACCUCCUUCGCCAAGAGCGUCAUCGGAACGCCGGAAUUUAUGGCGCCGGAGAUGUACGAGGAACGUUACGACGAGUCGGUGGACGUCUACGCCUUCGGGAUGUGCAUGUUGGAGAUGGGCACUUCCGAAUAUCCCUACUCCGAGUGUCAAAACGCCGCUCAGAUCUACCGCAAAGUCACCAGCGGCAUCAAACCGGCCAGUUUCGAGAAGGUGACGGAUCCGGAGGUGAAGGAGAUCAUCGAAGGUUGCAUCCGGCAAAACAAAACCGAGAGGCUCUCCAUCCGGGACCUGUUGAACCACGUUUUCUUCGCCGAGGACACGGGGCUACGGGUGGAGCUGGCGGAGGAGGACGGGGGGUUGGAGACCUCCUUGGCGCUCCGGCUUUGGGUGGAAGAUCCCAAGAAGCUGAAGGGGAAGCACAAGGACAACGAGGCCAUCGAGUUCAGCUUCGACCUGGAGGCCGACGUCCCCGAGGAGGUGGCCUACGAGAUGGUGAAAUCCGGCUUCUUCCACGAAAGCGACUCCAAAGCCGUGGCCAAAUCCAUCCGGGACCGGUUGACCUUGGUGAGGAAGACGAGGGAGAAGAAGCAAGCGGAAGGGCGGGGCCUCCCCGAAAACGAGGACCCGGAAGUGGACCAACACGUCCGGCAGCAGCUUCUCCGUCGCCAGCCCCCCCUCGCCGGUGAGACCCCCAACUUCCGCCCCCCGGCUGGUGGCCCCCCGAAACCGCUCGCUCCCGGGCGUUCCUCAGCAGCCGACGGGCUCUCGGAGACGGGCGCCGUCUCCGAUGUCACCCGGGGCGUCACCGGGACGUCCGAGCUCCUCGGGGGCUACCACGGAGGGUCACCGGGUCCCCCCCAAGAUGGGGCGUCCCCCACUUGCGGCCGGCCUGUCCCCGUGCAGGUGACUUACGGGGCGGAGGGGACGUCGCCGGAUGUCCCCGGAGGUGCCACCGCAGCAGCGCCGGAGCCAGCCGGGGUUGACGGGGAGCCGGGGGGGGGUGUGACACAGAGCCACGGGAUGUCAUCGGCGGCGGUGGCACGGCUGCAGGCGGCUCCCGGGGCGCCGGGGCCGGUGAUGGCACCGGCGGUGCCCGGCGUGUCACUGGGGGUGCCACCACCGUGUCCAGGGAUGCCACCGGGUCUAGGGAUGCCACCACCAGGUGGGAUGCCACCAGCUCCAGGGAUGCCACUGGGUCCAGGGAUGCCACCAGUUCUGGGGAUGCCACCACCAAGCGGGAUGCCACCAGGUCCAGGGAUGCCACCAGGUCCAGGGAUGCCACCGGCUCCAGGGAUGCCACCACCAACCGGGGUGCCACCACCAAGUGGGAUGCCACCAGCUCCAGGGAUGUCACCGGCUCCAGGGAUGCCACCACUGACCAGGGUGCCACCAGCACCAGGAAUGCCACCAGCUCCAGGGAUUCCACCCCCACCUGGGAUGCCACCAGCAGCUCCAGGGAUGCCACCAGGACCGGGGAUGCCACCGCCAACUGGGAUGCCACCAGGUCCAGGAAUGCCACCGCCAACUGGGAUGCCACCAGGUCCUGGGAUGCCACCGGCUCCAGGUAUGCCAGCGCCAACUGUGGUGCCACCACCAACCGGAAUGUCCCCAGCUCCAGGGAUUCCGCCCCCAACUGGGAUGCCACCAGCAGCUCCGGGGAUGCCACCGCCAACUGGGAUGCCACCAGGUCCAGGGAUGCCACCAGGUCCAGGAAUGCCACCACAGCCAGUCCCCGCCGUGCAGCUGCAGCCAGCCCUAGGGAUGCCACCGGCCCCAGGGAUGCCACCGCCUAUUGCAAUGCCACCAGGCCAGGGGAUGCCACCGGCUCCGGGGAUGCCACCAGCUCCGGGGUUGCCACCACAGCUGGUGCCCACCAUGCAGCCACCAGCUCUGGGGAUGUCACCAGCUCCGGGGAUGCCACCAAUCGCGGGGAUGCCACCAGCUCCUGGGAUGCCACCAGCUCCAGCGAUGCCACCAACUAUGGGGACGGCACCUCCAUCCGGGAUGCCACCAGCUGUGGGAAUGCCACCGGCUCCAGGGAUGCCACCAACCAUGGGGAUGGCACCUCCAUCCGGGAUGCCACCAGCCGUGGGAAUGCCACCAGCUCCAGGGAUGGCACCAACCAUGGGGAUGCCACCAGCUGUAGGGAUGCCACCACCAUCUGGGAUGCCACCAGCCCAAGGGAUGCCACCACCAGCCCAAGGGAUGCCACCACCAGCCCCAGGGAUGCCACCACCACCAUCUGAGAUGCCACCAGCCCCGGGGAUGCCACCAGCCCCAGCGAUGCCACCAGCCCAAGGGAUGCCGCCACCAUCAGACAUGCCACCACCAUCUGGGAUGCCACCAACCAUGGGGAUGCCACCACCAUCUGAGAUGCCACCAGCUAUAGGGAUGCCACCAGCCAUGGGGAUGCCACCAGCCCAAGGGAUGCCACCACCAUCUGGGAUGCCACCAACCAUGGGGAUGCCACCACCAUCUGAGAUGCCACCAGCCAUGGGGAUGCCACCAGCCCAAGGGAUGCCACCACCAUCUGAGAUGCCACCAGCCAUGGGGAUGCCACCAACCCUGGGGAUGCCACCAGCUAUAGGGAUGCCACCAGCCCAAGGGAUGCCACCACCAUCUGAGAUGCCACCAGCCAUGGGGAUGCCACCAACCAUGGGGAUGCCACCACCAUCUGAGAUGCCACCAGCUAUAGGGAUGCCACCAGCCAUGGGGAUGCCACCACCAUCUGAGAUGCCACCAGCUAUAGGGAUGCCACCAACCAUGGGGAUGCCACCACCAUCUGAGAUGCCACCAGCCCAAGGGAUGCCACCAACCAUGGGGAUGCCACCACCAUCUGAGAUGCCACCAGCCCAAGGGAUGCCACCAACCCUGGGGAUGCCACCACCAUCUGAGAUGCCACCAACCCUGGGGAUGCCACCAACCCUGGGGAUGCCACCACCAUCUGGGAUGCCACCCCCCCCGCCCCCCACCCUACCAGCGUGUCCCCCACCCGAAGACCCCUCCCUUCACCUCGAUCCCCCGCCCUCCGCCACUGUCAACCCCCCGGACCCCGCCCCCUUCCUCCGUGUCCCCGAGGCCACCGCGGUCCCCGAGGCCACCGCUACCAAACCUGACCGUGUCCGGCAACGUCGAGCCUCCUGCCCGCGUCCGGAGAGGGUUCCUCGCUUCCAACUCAUUGUCCUCCAGGUCUCUUCCCCUGGGGACAACACGGUGGAGUGUCAACUGGAGACCCACGACAGCAAGAUGGUCACCUUCAAGUUCGACGCCGACGGGGACGCCCCCGAGGACAUCGCCUGCUACAUGGUGGAGGACAACUUCGUGCUGGAGGGCGAGCGGGAGAAGUUCGUGGAGGAGCUGAAGGCCAUCGUGGCCCGGGCGAGGGGACUCCUCGGUGGCCCCCCCCCGGACCCCCAGGCAGGACCUCCUGAGGUGACGGGUGGUGGAGAAGGUCACCCCCAAUCGUCCCCCGUUGGCCGGUGGAGGUUCUGCAUCAACCAGACCAUCAGGAACCGGGAAGCCACCGGUCCCGGGGGACCCCCGCCCAACCGGCGAGCCUUGGGGACAUCCCGUGACGGCGAGGCGGAGGCGGCCACCCCAGAUGUUGGUGGCCCUCAAGGAGCAGGGACGGAUGUCACCGGUCCCCAGGAGCCGGGUGGCCCUCAAGGACCUGAGAUGGUCACCACCAGACCCCCGGAGCCAGGCGGCCUCCAAGGACCUGGGAUGGGUGUCACCGGUCCCCAAGAGCCAGGUGGCCCUCAAGGACCUGGGAUGGAUGUCACCGGUCCCCAAGAGCCAGGUGGCCCUCAAGGACCUGGGAUGGAUGUCACCGGUCCCCAAGAGCCAGGUGGCCCUCAAGGACCUGGGAUGGUCACCAUGGGAGCGUUGGAGCAGGACGGACCUGGGGGACCGGAGAUGAUUGUCCCCAAGCCCGGUGACCUGGGCGUCCCUCAAGGACAGGAGAUGUUUGUCCCCAAACCCCAUGAGCUGGACGCGCCCAAGGGACAAGAGACAAUCGUCCCCAAACCCCACGAGCUCAGUGGCCCUCAAGGCCAGGAGAUGACCAUCCCCAAACCCCAUGACCUUGGUGGCCCCCAAGGACUGGAGAUGAUUGUCCCCAACUCCCAAGAGCCAGAUGUCCCCCAAGGACUGGGGACAAUCGUCACUGGCGCUUGGGAGCAGGAGGGAGCCGGUCAACCAGACGUGAUUGUCCCCAAACCUCAAGAGCUUGAUGUCCACCAAGGACCAGAGACCUUCAUCCCCGGACACCAAGACCUGGGUGUCCCCCAAGGACAGGGGACAAUUGUCACCGGAGCUUGGGAACGGGAGGGACCCGAGGAGACGAUUGUCCCCAAACCCCAAGAGCUGGACGUCCCCCGAGGACAGGAGAAGAUCGUCACCGGAGCUUGGGAGCAGGAUGCACCCACGGGACCAGAGGACCCCCCCCCAGAGGAGAGGACCCCGGGCCGUCCCCCCGCCGGGGGGGGCUACUUCGCCUUGGGGUUUAAUUGCCCCCGCCUGAAAAACCCCGUCAGCAAGAAGACCUGGGGCCGCAAGAUCAAGAGUUGGGCUCGCCGGCUCCGGCAGCCCCCCCCCGCCGCGGGGGGCCCCCCCCGGCCAGGGGAGGAACCCGGGGACCCCCCCCCAGCGGGGGCGCUGCCAGCCGCUCACGAACCCCGACUCGAGCGACCCCCCCGAAACCGAAGGCGACUGGGGGGACCCCAGUUCGGAAAGCGAAAGCGGGGGGGCGGGAGGGGGGGGGUCCCCCCCCACCCCCCAGGGGCCCCCCCCGCGCCCCCCGGGGUCCCCCUCGUCCCCCAUGAGCAGCGACGGGGAGACGGACCCCGAAGACGAGGAUUUACGGGUCGAGCUGCGAAGGCUGCGGGAAAA
Chroicocephalus ridibundus (black-headed gull) is the source of this 6926-nucleotide messenger RNA. RefSeq names its product serine/threonine-protein kinase WNK2-like. The record is from RefSeq and is a predicted model, not a curated record. Gene Ontology annotation, molecular function: protein serine/threonine kinase activity; potassium channel inhibitor activity; ATP binding. Lineage: Eukaryota; Metazoa; Chordata; Aves; Charadriiformes; Laridae. Gene Ontology annotation, biological process: positive regulation of potassium ion import across plasma membrane; monoatomic ion homeostasis; protein phosphorylation. Gene Ontology annotation, cellular component: cytoplasm; cytosol.